GUUGCCUCCUUUAAGCUUCUUCAGCAGCUCUCAUCUGGUGCUAGCUUGGACAGUGGUAUUAUUCUUGGACGGACUGAACAAGUCUUGGGCUGCUAGGUGUCUCGUCUUCCAGCGGCUCCAUAAUCACUAUCCAUGCCUAGAGUACCCUCUGUUUCGCCGGCGACCGGUAUCCCUACACCCUCUCACUUCAUUCAUACCCUUGACAGUCACUUCGUCGACAAUGCCGGGAGAUCGAUCCUGCUGCGAGGCGUGAAUCUCUCAGGUGCAGAUAAAGCCCCGGUGGACUGCCCAUCGUAUAUCCUCAACGGUUUCUGGGAAUCCGGAGAGAGCGGCGAUUAUGACUUCGUCGGCAGGCCGCUCAACCUCGAGGACGGCUCUGCCGACGUGCACCUGGCGCGGCUCAGAGGAUGGGGGUUCAAUAUGCUGAGAUAUGUCGUUACCUGGGAGGCAUUGGAGCAUGCUGGACCCGGAAAGUAUGACUAUGAGUUCAUGGACUACACCGUCCGCGUCCUGCGGAAAUGCAAAGACUAUGGGUUCAAAGUGUACAUGGAUCCUCAUCAAGACAUUUGGUCGCGCUUCUCCGGAGGGUCUGGCGCACCCUUCUGGACACUUCCUGCGUGCGGGAUCAACCCUCGACAUUUCACUGCAACACAGGCAGCUGUCAUUCACGCUGAAUAUCCCAGCCCUGCAGCCCCCAAGCCCGUCGAAUUGCCAGCCAUGAUAUGGAGCACGAACUACGGGCGUCUUGCUUCGCAGACGCUCUUCACGCUGUUCUUUGCCGGCAGACAAUACGCGCCCAAGUGCAUAAUUGACGGACAAAACAUACAGGACUACCUGCAGUCGCACUAUAUCGCGGCGUUCGGUGCGCUGGCCGAUCGGGUUCGCGAUGCGGGCGACCUCCUUGACGAAUGUGUGAUUGGCUGGGACAGUAUGAACGAGCCGUAUGAAGGCUUCUGCGGGUACGAUGAUCUGAAUACCGUACCGAAGAAGCAGGGGUCGACGCUCAAGAAGGGCACAUUCCCUACGCCCGCACAGUCCCUUCGAUUGGGCAUGGGUCAGGCGCAGACGGUGGAGAAGUGGAAGUUCGGCAGCAUGGGUCCUUCGCGUGACGGCUCGGAGACCAUCGACCCUCAAGGCGUCACAGUCUGGAUGAACCCGGAGAGCGAACCAGAUGGCGUGCACCCUCACUGGGGCUGGCGGCGGGACCCGCAGUGGCAACUGGGUACUUGUAUAUGGGCUCUCCAUGGAGUAUGGGACGUCGAGUCCGGGGAGGUCCUCCAGCCGGACUACUUCAGCACCCCGGACAGUGACCGCAUCCCGCACUUCAUACAAACGCAUUGGCUCGAGCACUGGCAAGCAUUCUCCGCGCGCAUUCGACAAUCACAUCCGGAAGCGAUCAUGUUCGUAGCCCCUCCCGUCUUCGCACUGCCACCGACCAUCGCCGACGACCAGCUCAAUGGGCGCUGCUGCUACUCCGCGCACUACUACGACGGACUCACGCUCGUAAGCAGACAUUGGAAUUGGUUUAACGCCGACGCGCUGGGGCUCCUCAGAGGGAAGUACUCCUCCACGCUACCCGCCGUCCGGAUCGGCGAGAGUGCCAUCCGCAAGUGCAUCCAGGAGCAGCUCGGCAUGCUCAAGGACGACGCGCCCAUCCUUGGCCCGUACCCGACGAUCAUCGGCGAGAUCGGCAUCCCGUACGACAUGGACGGCAAGAAGGCGUACGGCUACACUGACGACGGCAAGUACAAGGGCGACUACUCGAGCCAGCAGAAGGCCCUCGACGCGAGCCUGAACGCCGCGGACGGGCCGAACGCGCUGAACUACACCAUCUGGAAUUACUGCCCGGACAACUCGCACAUGUGGGGCGACGGCUGGGAUAUGGAGGACCUGAGCGUGUGGAGCCCGGAUGACCUCCGCUCGCGCGACGGCCCGAAAAUGGAGCUGAGCGAUGCGUCGUCGGCGGUCCUACUGCAAAAGGGCCCGAGCGUAAUGACUCGCAGCGCCGCGGCGUCGUCGUUGUCGUUGACCACAUUGGCCGCUGGCUCGGAGGACGAGACUUUGCGAGUCAGCUAUGACCCGGUGUCUUUCUCCCGAUGGGAGAACGCCUUCGACUUUCUGACUGAUGGUGCAAGGGCCGUCAAGGCGUUCUGCCGUCCGUAUCCUGUCGCCAUAAUCGGUCUGCCGAAAGACAUUCAAUUCGACAUCGCGAAGGCGGAGUUCAAGCUGACCGUGCGCGUCCGGCCAGAGGAUGCUCCCUCACCAGAGCGGCUGGGCAACCGGUCGGAGGAAUUGGCUACCGAGAUCUACGUCCCUCUGGUACACUACGCCAGCGACAAGCUUGUGUCCCGAUUUGCAGAGCAGACAUGCGACACGCCGACGACGCUGACUAGCGACGACGCCUUAUCCAAGGAGCCGACUCCGUUUGCGUCUCGUAACGUGUCGACGGCGGAUCUCCUCACACAAGGCCCGUCGACGGCUACGUAUGACCGGCUGUUCUCCCCCGCAGCUGUGUCUUUGGCGCUCUCCGUUGACGUAUCUGCGGGUCGUUGGGAUGUUGACGGUCAGACACUGCGAUGGUGGUACCCUGUACCGGGCGAAGGUGAAGCAGAGCGCGAGUACACCAUCACCGUUCGGCGGGAUGGUGGUACUAUCAAGACUGCUGAGGAGGUGCAGAGUACUCACAGUGUGUGGGAUGACUGCUGCGAUUUCUUGAAGAAGUGUUGCGUGCUCAUGUGAAGUCCUUUAUACCUUGUUGUUGCUCUGCUCAUGUCUGCGUUGGAUUUGGAUUUGGAUUGUGUUUCACAUUGUACCAUCGUUGAUAGCUUGUAACACACACGGACUGCUUUGUUUAGUGUUCCGUAGCGCGGACGAUAUGGGCUCAUUAACAGAGGCAGUGAUUGUCACGCCAUGCAUGGAAGCUUACUGUACGGCCACCGUUCAUGCGGGCUCCCUGAUCCCAAGUCUAGCGACAAACUUUCAAUGAUCAGGCGACAGCUCCGACCUCCGCC
Messenger RNA from Rhodofomes roseus, 3011 nucleotides. Its product is annotated as glycoside hydrolase. Gene Ontology annotation, biological process: carbohydrate metabolic process; ergosteryl 3-beta-D-glucoside catabolic process. Bases 133 to 2739 code for a protein of 868 amino acids. Gene Ontology annotation, molecular function: steryl-beta-glucosidase activity. The record is from RefSeq and is a predicted model, not a curated record. The transcript is spliced from 3 exons. NCBI's taxonomy places the organism in Eukaryota, Fungi, Basidiomycota, Agaricomycetes, Polyporales, Fomitopsidaceae.